AUGCCUACAUCCAUCCCCUACGACUCAAGCCUCACUCUCAUGAGUGUCGUAAACCAAGAUGCCCUCAGAAGCGUCGAAGCAAUCUCCGCACUCCAAGCCCCCGUCGACGCCGCCCAGGACGCUCUCAACUCCCUCAUCUCCUCAAAGCGCAGUCUCACCAUGACAAAAACCGAGCUCAAAAAUCUCGGCGUCGGCACCGACGCUCUCGACGAAGAGCUCAAGAAUCUCAACGUCGCUGUUGAAGCAUCAGCUGGUGCUUAUGCCAUUGCAAAAAUGGCAGCUGAACCUCAGAUCACCGCUAUAAGAAAGGACAUCCAUUCUGUUCACAAGCAGAUUGAGAGUCCGGUUGAUUAUAUGCGCAGUGAGAUUAGGAACAUGGCGCUAGCGAAUGAUACGAUGAACAUGGAUGUUCAGUAUUUUUCUUUCGAUUCGAAUUCGCAGAAUUCUGCUACGUAUAGCGCUCAGAUUGCGUCGUAUGUUUCUGGGGCUGUUAGUAGUGUUUUUGGGGCGAAGCAGUCGAUGAAGAUUGGAAACGCGGCUUCUCGACAAGUCAGUCGUCAGGUCAGUUCGCACAGUAUCGAAGGUACUCUCGUUCUGUCUGUGAGUUGCACGCACAAGAAUGCUUCGAUUGUAGCUCCGUUCGUGCUACAUGUCGAUAAGGCUAUCAAAGUCUGGAACCACCUCUUCCCUGGGAGCAAGCUGGAUCCGACCAGUGGAACAAGCAUGAUGCAGUGUGCCAUGAACGAGAGCCAGGAAGACAAAGAAAAGUUCUCCAUCAUUUCAGGCGUCACUUAUGGAUCGAGCUUCGUUGGAAUGGUUCACGUGCUCAAUACGACGACUUCGUCUGCUUCAGAUUCUAUGGAGGCCGCUGCCUCGCAGAUGCAGCAGACGAUGAAUGUCGGUGCUUGGUUCGCCAAGGCAGAAGGCAAAGUCGGCGUUGACUCCAACUUCGCCAGCAACGUGAAGAAUCUUCUGAGCCAGCAGAACAUCCAGUCUCACGUUACAGUCCUGACCAUGGGCGUUAUUCCAUCUAUGGUAGCCAACGAAGUCGCAACCGCCGUCAGCAAAUUCAACGAUUUUGACCCCCAAUCCAACAUGGCGGCUGUGGCUGCUAUGCAAAACGCAGUUUCUUCUGACCAAGCCUCCGUCCAGUCCAUGGCUGAAGCAUCCCGAACAACUGGCCAGGCAUCUGAAAUGCAGGGCAAGAAGAUCGAGGCUUCUCUGAGUACUCUGGCAACUAUUGACGGAGAAAAGAAUAAGAUUCUUGAUGUUAAUUCUAUGAUGACAGCUUUGGAUGAUUACUUAAGAAAGGCUGCGGAUGGAAAUGCUGGUAUUCCCAUCAACUACUAUCUUAAGGACAUUGAUAAGAAGAUGCUGGCGCAAAUGUGGGCUGCUAAGUAUUAUCCUGGUGAGUUCAUGUCUAUCAAGUAUGAUGAUAGCGAGAAUGGAGGAUCUGCUGAGGAGGACCCCAAGGCAAAACUGUAA
Fusarium redolens is the source of this 1485-nucleotide messenger RNA. RefSeq lists its product as uncharacterized. The transcript has a single exon. The record is from RefSeq and is a predicted model, not a curated record. Lineage: Eukaryota; Fungi; Ascomycota; Sordariomycetes; Hypocreales; Nectriaceae. Bases 1 to 1485 code for a protein of 494 amino acids.